This is a messenger RNA of Taeniopygia guttata (zebra finch), 3159 nucleotides long. RefSeq names its product potassium inwardly rectifying channel subfamily J member 10 (gene KCNJ10). The record is from RefSeq and is a predicted model, not a curated record. Gene Ontology annotation, molecular function: inward rectifier potassium channel activity. NCBI's taxonomy places the organism in Eukaryota, Metazoa, Chordata, Aves, Passeriformes, Estrildidae. Gene Ontology annotation, cellular component: plasma membrane. Gene Ontology annotation, biological process: potassium ion import across plasma membrane; regulation of monoatomic ion transmembrane transport.
CCGCCCCGGUUCUGCGGCAGGGGGGGGUGCCCGUCCCGUCGCCGCGGCCCCGCCGAGCCAUAAAACCCAUGGGGAGCCGGCCGGGCUGAGCACGGUGGGACCCGCGACCCCCCCAGCAAGAUGACGUCCUCCACCAAGGUGUACUACAGCCAGACCACGCAGACCGACAGCCGCCCGCUGAUGGGGCCGGGGCUGCGGCGGCGCCGCGUGCUGACCAAGGACGGCCGCAGCAACGUGCGCAUGGAGCACAUCUCCGACAAGCGCUUCCUGUACCUCAAGGACCUGUGGACCACCUUCAUCGACCUCCAGUGGCGCUACAAGCUCCUGCUCUUCUCCGCCACCUUCGCCGGCACCUGGUUCGCCUUCGGCGUGGUCUGGUACCUGGUGGCCGCGGCGCACGGCGACCUGCUGGAGUUCGAGCCGCCCGCCAACCACACGCCGUGCGUGAUGCAGGUGCACACGCUGACCGGCGCCUUCCUCUUCUCCCUGGAGUCGCAGACCACCAUCGGCUACGGCUUCCGCUACAUCAGCGAGGAGUGCCCGCUGGCCAUCGUGCUGCUCAUCACCCAGCUGGUGCUGACCACCAUCCUGGAGAUCUUCAUCACCGGCACCUUCCUGGCCAAGAUCGCGCGGCCCAAGAAGCGCGCCGAGACCAUCAAGUUCAGCCAGAACGCCGUGGUGGCGCAGCACGACGGCAAGACCUGCCUGAUGAUCCGCGUGGCCAACAUGAGGAAGAGCCUCCUGAUCGGCUGCCAGGUCACCGGGAAGCUGCUGCAGACCCACCUCACCAAGGAGGGCGAGAGCGUCCGGCUCAACCAGCUCAACGUGGACUUCCAGGUGGACACGUCCUCGGACAGCCCCUUCCUCAUCCUGCCGCUGACCUUCUACCACGUGGUGGACGAGGCCAGCCCGCUGCGGGACGUGUCCCUGCGCUCGGGGGACGGCGACUUCGAGCUGGUGGUCAUCCUGAGCGGCACCGUGGAGUCCACCAGCGCCACGUGCCAGGUGCGCACGUCCUACCUGCCCGAGGAGAUCCUGUGGGGCUACGAGUUCACGCCGGCCAUCUCGCUGUCGGCCAGCGGCAAGUACGUGGCCGACUUCAGCCUCUUCGACCGCGUGGUCAAGGUGGCGGCGCCCUGCUGUCACCACGAGGCCGUCCGCUUCGGGGACCCCGAGAAGGUCAAGCUGGAGGAGUCGCUGCGGGAGGCGGAGCGGGAUGGGGAGGGGGCCCCGCUCAGCGUCCGCAUCAGCAACGUCUGAGGGGGACACGGAGGUGACGUCGGCACCGCGGUGGCGUCGUCAUCAGGGUGACAUCGGCAUCAGGGUGACGUCGGCACCAGGGUGACGUCGGCACCGCGGUGGCGUCGUCAUCGGGGUGAUGUCAUCACCGGGGUGACAUUGUCAUCAAGGUGAUUUCGGCACCGUGGUGAUGUCGUCAUCACGGUGAGAUCAGCACCAGGGUGACGUCGGCACCGGGGUGACGUCAUCAUCGGGGUGACGUCAGCACCGGGGUGACAUCAUCAUCAGGGUGAUGUCAGCACUGGGGUGACAUUGUCAUCAAGGUGACGUCGGCAUCAGGGUGACAUUGUCAUCAAGGUGACGUCAGCACUGGGGUGACAUUGUCAUCAUCAGGGUGACAUCGGCAUCAGGGUGACGUCGUCAUCAGGGUGACAUCAGCACCAGGGUGACGUCGGCACCGGGGUGACAUCAUCAUCAGGGUGAUGUCAGCACUGGGGUGACAUUGUCAUCAAGGUGACGUCGGCAUCGAGGUGACAUCGGCAUUGGGGUGACAUCAUCAUCAGGGUGACAUCAGCACUGGGGUGAUGUCAGCACUGGGAUGACAUUGUCAUCAAGAUGACAUCAGCACCGGGGUGACAUCAUCAUCAGGGUGACGUCAGCACCAGGGUGACAUUGUCAUCAAGGUGACGUCGGCAUUGGGGUGACACAGACACCAGGGUGACAUCAGCACCAGGGUGACGUUGGCACAGGGGUGACAUCAGCCCCAGGGUGACACAAGGGCGAGAGGUGGCACCGGCCCCCAGUGGCACCGGAGCGAGGCGGUGGCGGCGGAUGGUGGAGGUGUGGCCGUGUCUGGAGGUACUGGAGGGACACCAACAACUGGGGGUGUCACCAGCCCCAAAGGGACACCAACAUCUGGAGGUGCCACCAGCGCUGGAGGUGUCAUCAAGUCUGGAGGUGUCACCGAUGCCUGGAGGUGUCACCAGUCUCAAAGUGUCACCAAAUUUGGAAGUGUCACCAGCCCCAAGGGGACACAAAUGUCUGGAGCUGCCACAAGUCCCAAAGUGUCACCAAUGCCUGGAGGUGUCACCAAAUCUGGAGGUGCCACCAGCCCCAAAGUGGUACCAGGGCCUGGAGACAUCACCAACGCUUGAAGGUGACACCAACGCUUGGAGGUGCCACCAGCCCAGAGGUGCCACCAGUCUCCAAAAGUGUCACCAACGCCCAGAAGAGCCACCAGCCAAGAUUCCACCGAUGCCUGGAGGUGCCACCAACGCCUGGAAUCGUCACUAAACCCUGGAAGUGCCACCAUCUGCAGGUGUCACCAAGCCCUGGAGGUGCCACCAGCUUCAAAGUGCCACCAACUGCUGGAGAUGUCACCAAGUCCUGAAGGUGCCACGAGCCCUGAGAUGGCACCAGGCCCUGGAGGUGCCACCACCCCUGAAGUGUCACCAAGCCCUGGAGGUGCCACCAGCCCCCAGGGCGCCGCUGCUCCCCACCCUGCCAGGGGAAACUGAGGCAGGAGACCCUCCCAACCCCCCCCACGAGCGCUGGACCCCCUCCCCUGUCCCCCCCCCACUCCGGGCAGUGUCGGGGGGUCCCCCCGGGGUGUCACCGAUAAUCGCCCACCGUGUCCCACCGUGUCCCACCGUGUCCCACCGUGUCCCCUCCCCCCACCCGGGCCGGGGUCCCCUCCCCCACCCCGCCCGUCGCUGCUGCUUAACGUAGACCCCGCAAUUAACGCGGCCCCCCCGCGCCGGGGCUAAUUAGUGCCACUAAUUAAAGGUGUCAGUAAUGAGGAAGGAGCGGGACCCCCCCCCGGGACCCCCAAAUCCGCCCCUCCCCCCCCGGGGGGGCCCGAGCUCGGUUGGGGGGGCGGUGGGGGAGGGGCAGAGUUCAAUAAAGGUGACGUCGAUGGUG